CCCCGACAACAGAGCCGCCCCUUCAACUGACUACCCUCCCGAGUAUUCGACAACAAAACCCUUGCAGCUUUUCCAUAUACCAACCCUACACACUUGCAAUGGCAGCGCUCUACACCGGUGCACCUCCACAAGGCGGUCCAGGCUACUCAUUCAAGCAAACCCCCACAACUGUCCCCUCCGGCGAGCGGCAACAUGGUUUCUACCCGUACACGGACAACGGUGGUUCAACACUAGGCAUCUCGGGCGCCGACUUCACCAUCCUCGCAGGCGACACACGUUCCACCUCGGGCUACAACAUCAACACACGAUACGCACCCAAGCUAUUCAAGAUCGGUGGCGAAGGACCAGAAAACAAGGGUGCCAGGAUCGUACUGUCAGUUGUCGGCUUUGCUGCAGACGGUGAUGCGUUGAAGGAACGUCUCGAUACCAUUGUCAAGAUGUACAAGUACCAGCAUGGAAAGCCCAUGUCCGUCUCGGCAUGCGCACAACGACUCAGUCACAUUCUCUACAACAAGCGAUUCUUCCCUUACUACGUCCACGCUAUCUUGGGUGGUCUUGAUGAAGAGGGCAAGGGUGCGCUGUACUCGUACGACCCCGUCGGCAGCUACGAGAGGGAGCAGUGUAGGGCAGCUGGUGCGGCGGCAUCUCUUAUCAUGCCUUUCCUAGACAACCAGGUCAACUUCAAGAACAUGUACGAGCCCGGUAGCGGAACCGGUCACGAGCUCAAGUCGAAACAAGCACAGCCGCUGCCGCGGGAUCAUGUCGAGGAUCUGGUACGGGAUGCCUUUACCAGCGCAGUCGAGAGGCAUAUCGAGGUUGGUGAUGGACUGCAGAUGAUGAUCAUCACAAAGGAUGGCAUAGCCGAGACCUUUACACCGCUCAAGAGAGACUAAGAGAUUGCGAUGGGUAAAUUGCGGACGAGCAUCUUCACGAAUAUGAUGAUUUCAAGUGCCGAACAAGAUGUAUGAAUAACAUAACAAGGUGCUAAAUGAUAAUUGGGAACCGAGCCUUUCCAUGAUCAAUGAGAAGUUUACACACAUCUCA
Molecule: messenger RNA, 1044 nt
Organism: Pyrenophora tritici-repentis Pt-1C-BFP
Lineage: Eukaryota; Fungi; Ascomycota; Dothideomycetes; Pleosporales; Pleosporaceae
Product: PRE1, 20S proteasome
Cellular component (GO): proteasome core complex
Source: RefSeq, a predicted model, not a curated record